Messenger RNA from Lycium ferocissimum, 756 nucleotides. RefSeq names its product elicitor-responsive protein 3-like. The transcript is spliced from 5 exons. Lineage: Eukaryota; Viridiplantae; Streptophyta; Magnoliopsida; Solanales; Solanaceae. The record is from RefSeq and is a predicted model, not a curated record. Bases 85 to 483 code for a protein of 132 amino acids.
CAGUAAACUGAUUUGAAUUGAAGCCUUUUCGAUAUCUACCCAUUAUUUUGUUCUAUCUUUAUUAACGUGAGUCCGAUUCAAAAGAUGUCUUCCGGAAAGCUUGUAGUAUAUCUUGAAAAUGCCACAGGCCUUGAUGACACAAAUUGGCUGACUGAUAUGAAUCCCUAUGUGGUCUUCACCUGCGGAACUGAAGAGAAGAAAAGCAGUACUGCAUCAGGCGAAGGAUCGUCCCCUGAGUGGAAUGAGUCUUUCUAUUUCACCAGUGGUUCUGAUGAGCUUCACAUCAAGCUUAUGGAUGAAAAUACUUUCCAAAGUGACGAUUUCAUAGGAGAAACAACAAUUUCCCUAGUGGAAGUGUUUAACGAAGGAGAAGUGGGAUCAACUUCGUAUGAACUUUACAAAGAUGAUGAAAAUUGUGGAUCCAUCAGACUUGGCCUCAGUUUCACUCCUGAGGAGAGGAGUGAAUAUGAUGAGGACUACUAGUUUACGCUGUCCAGCUCAAGAAUUUAAGUUUAUGGAAGGGUUAUUGGAUUACCCAUACAAGAAGAAAUAGUUCUAGGAAUAAAUUAUGAAAUAAUAUUGAAUUGGUUAGCUCAGUUAUCACUUUUGUGAUUUUUGUGCGAAUAACAUACGCAUUAGUUAUGCAGUAUUUUUGGUAUUAUUUCAAUCGGAAUUUAAUGGAGAUACAUGUGUUAGCAAAUAAAUGAUAUGUGUUAUCAAUUGUAAGUUAGUUGACUAAUGUUUCUUAGCCAGUUA